CAUCCUCUCCUCCACUGGGGGGGGCCAGUGGAGCCAUGGGCUGUGGGAACUCGUCAGCCCCCGCCGCCCCCAGCUGCUCCGGAGAUGGGUCCGAAUCAUCUAAACAUGCCACAGAAGAAGUUCCUGAAGAGGAUGAGGAAAAAAGGAGAGACUACGGUGGAGUGUAUGUUGGACUGCCCACUGACCUCAGCAACGUCCCUCAAGUUCAGAUAGGGGCACUCAGAGACUAUGAGAAAGGUGGCUUAUCAUUACAGACCCCACUGUGGAGGGAUGGAAUCCAGGCGUAACGACUCACAAGCGCUACAGAAGAGAGAGAGAGACAAAAGAGUGCGAUGAGCAGGAGAGCAGGCAGAGACACACACACACACACACACACACACACACACACACACACACACCCCCAACCCUGGGCCCCCUGUCAGUCAGCCCUCACCCGGUCCCGGUGUUGGGUUUGGCCCCUGGGGGACCAACAUCUCCGUCAGCAGUCCUCUCUCCAGGGUCUGACGUGGUUUGGGGGGGGGCCCUUAGUGAGCUGCUCCUGGCCCUCUUUAUUACCCCCCUGGGGCCCCGGUAGGGACCGGCGUGCCUUAGGGGCCCCUGCCGCGCAGACAUGCUGGGACUCGCGCUGCCGAGGACGGAGCUGCCUGGAGCCGGUUCCGGCGGCGCGUUGCCGUGGGAGACGGAAACAAACAAUGGCGGUCCGUGUCGAGGGGCCUUUGAGGAGCGGUUCUGUUGGUUUCAACGAAGACCGUCGAGGUUCCUGAGUUGUUGUGGUUGUUGAGUUGUGAGGUUCAUAUGAAAUGUGUGUUUAGUGUAGAUGUAAUGUUUGUGUUUGUUUUUGUGUGUUUUUGUGUUCGGCUCAAUAUGAAACGUUUGGGUCCAAGAGUGAGGGAAUGGGAUGAAAUAUAUUAGCUGAAACUUUA
Gadus macrocephalus (Pacific cod) is the source of this 923-nucleotide messenger RNA. Its product is annotated as overexpressed in colon carcinoma 1 protein-like. Lineage: Eukaryota; Metazoa; Chordata; Actinopteri; Gadiformes; Gadidae. The transcript has 6 exons. The record is from RefSeq and is a predicted model, not a curated record. The coding region runs from base 36 to 287 and encodes 83 amino acids.